Molecule: messenger RNA, 3576 nt
Organism: Symbiodinium sp. CCMP2592
Lineage: Eukaryota; Dinophyceae; Suessiales; Symbiodiniaceae
Source: the annotation of a GenBank genome assembly
AUGCCACAUGGUGCCAAAGGUUCAGUUCUCACCUGCAUGAAUUCGUUGGCUUUUUCUGUGGGAGCUUCUGAUGCGCGUCCAGCAUGGGAGCACCUCCUUAAACGCAGGAAGGACGGAACUUCAAUGACAUACCCAGCUGCCGAGACCCUGCUCGUGCUGCUCUGGCAUCUUCGGAGUGCCGGCCGCACCGCAGCGGCGAUUUCACUGGAACUGCUUGUCGGACGGCUGGGGCUCGCACCGCAGUCCGACUGCGACCACGAACCCGUUCUGAAGGUCUUGUUUUUGCUUUGCAAGACUUUGGCCUGGGAUUCCGGACUCGGCACGGUGUCUAGGCAGGCAUUGUAUGAGACUGGCUACAUGUCAAGCACUAGAGCUGCUGGCAGCUUCCUGCGCAGAAGUUCUGGAAGACAAACCGAGGGGGAGCUGCGACAACACCUCCUUGAAAACAGCGGGAGCGAGCCCAAACAGCCUUUUGCCUCUGACUUAGAUCCAUGGCACUGGCUCACACCGCAGGUUGCACCAAACAGGAAGGAAUCCAAGGAAGUACCGGAAGUGCACGAGAAGGUUCCACUUAAGGCUUCCGAAAAGGUGUCGGGAUUCUUCGAUAUUCCGAGAUGUCAGGUGGAGGCAUCACGGACCCCACCAGCAGACCAUCCAGAGCCAGAGCCGGACAGCGAGCCUCCGUGCUUGGAAGCGCCGACGCCAGCAAGGGAGCCCGUUGGCUUCGUCCAUGAGGACGCCCAUGGAAGCAGGCAGGAGAAGUGGCAGCGUUUGUGGGAGAGCACAGUCUCGGCAGUAGACUCUCGCGAAUCUUGGGGGUGCAUCGGCGCUUCAGCAACUUCGCAUGCGGCAUCGCUAAUGCUUCGCUUUGCCUGGCUCGCUCUUCACGGAAUUUCAUCUUCCUGCUUCAGGGUCCGUGACAUGCUGGUGCAGUGCAUCGCGAAGGGUUCACAGCAAGCAUUACUGGGAGCGUGGGCAGAUAUCUGCAGCAGCUGCUUGCGACUGAAACAGUUAUCCGGUUCCCUUGGCCGCAGUGCGAGCCUGACUGCCCAGGCAUUGGGAAAUGUAACCCGAGAUCUGCUCAAUAUCCUGGACGGAAAGGUGGCCGCUGCUCUGCGAGAAGGCCGCAGCUUUCUCCAGUUCUGGGUAGGGCUGCAGCCGUGGCUGCGACAGCUGCAAGAAGUGCUGGCCCUGUGUGGCUGCCAGAAGCAGUCGAAGCAGCCAGUGGCCCAGGCGCUGUCGGCCCUGUCUCGAGGACAGCUCUUAGACGGCUUGCUGGGCUUUGUCCGUGCGCACGAACUGUCCGCAUUGCGGUGGCAGGCAUGCAGCCGCCCGCGCGGGUCAUUGGAGCCGGCUCAUCCCAUGGACCUGGUGCCUUUGUGGAUCCUGCAACGGUCUCUGCAGCCACUGUUCCAAAGCCUCACCGCACGGCUGCGGGGUGAGGAGAGCGACGCAACCAGCCGUGGCUUGACAUUCCCGGAUUUCUUGAGUUCCAUCCACCUGCCGCUUUCUACACUGCCGCACAAGUUGCGGAUCCUGGAUUGCAGCGAGCCAGGUGACGAGGCCUCGUACGCUGUCCAUUCUUUCGGCAGCUGCUUUGACAGUUUUGACCGCGAAGUGCGAGCCUUUGCGUCCAGUAGAUCAGAUUUGGAUGUGGAUCGGAACCAAGAACCCAACCCGAUUCGGAGCUCCGGCUUCCGCCUGCUCGUAUCCGCAGAGGGCGGCUCCAGGCCACCUGACCCAGAAGCUGCAAAAGCGCUUUCGGAUCAGCUGGUGUUCAGGAGGCGGACAGCGGAACGACUUCGGGGCCUUCAAGCUCAGAGCCAGCGUCCCUCCUCGCCACGAGCACUUCCUGCCGCAACCGCUGCUGUGGAUAAUUUGCAGGAUGCUAGACAGAAGCAGCAAAAACAGCAAGAGUACAAGGCUGCUCUGGAUGCCCAGGUGGCAGAACGAUCAGAGCUUCUGCGUAUUGAGGCCAGACGUGAGGAGGAGACGGCCCUAGCUGUCUUGCAGCCACCCUCUCCACGCACUCUGCAAGAUGCAAGAGAAGCGCUGGACGCAGAGCAUCGCCAGCGGAUGCAGCAGACUGCCCAGGAGCAACAGUUGCUGAAGUGGAAGCUGCACCGCCUCCGGGGCACACCGGGCACACCUCGGCCCGAGCAGCCAGGCUUCUUGGCAGCGACGGCACUUGCCCGUGCAGAGGGCGCUGUGGAGCUGAGCUCAAAGCAAGAAGCUCCGGCUCCGCAAGUGGAGAGCGGCCUGAAGGGCCUCGUGCGAACGGUGCUUCAAGGACUCUACGCCCGGGCCGGUGUGCAGGCAUCGGUCGUUACCGAACCUCCGAGCACGAGGGCAGUGAGCACGAGGAGUGCAGUGCCCCAGGCCGCUUCCCAGACAGCGCCCAGAGUCGGCGAGAUCCCAACUUCGCCUUCGCGGCCCGUCAAGGUUCACAGCCCUGCUCCGUCACCUGUUUCUGCUGUUGCGGAGCCGAAAACUUUGGAGCGUCCGCCGCUCUACGAGGCCGAGCCGAUGAACAUGACCCAGGAUGCAGAAAUGAUCUGGAAAGGCGGUGCGGUGCCGCUUGAAGUUAGUUUGGAGAACUGCCUCAUCCGACCACUUCGCAUUCAGUCGCAUUGGGUGGAGAAGGCUGUCGUAACGAAGUUCGUCUUCGAGCUCAAUCUUCCUCGCCACCUGAAGCUGCUGCAGCGCUACAUCUUGAUGGGCGAGUCGCGGCUGCUAGAGCCUUUUUUGGCGAAGGCCAUCGCCCUCUACGCCAACCGGCCAAUCCUUGACGAGGCCUCCGUUGUGGAAGGAGCACUCCAGGCGCUCUUCCAGUCGGUGGUGCCCCGGCCUUCGUCUCCGGAGGAUGACGCUCUGCUGAGCAGAAUCUUUCUGCAGUUGAGCCCUGCGCCCUCCUUACUAGGCCACGGGCCGGUGUCUUUCCUUGAUGGCAUCAGGUUCAGAAUGAAGCUCGAGUUCCCUAUGAGCGAGAUCUUCACUGAGCGUGUGCUGAUGCAGUACACGAGGCUCUUCCGGAUCAUCGCUUUAGCGCACCACGCCCUCGAGUGCCUCAAGGGAGCUUGGGGUGCCCUGGCUGGCAUUGGCGCAGGCAGCAGGGGCUCUGCGAUGCCGCCGACGGCCCUCAUCGCAUUGCGCCAUGAACUUCACCAUUUCGCGGCCACAAUUCAUCGCUACCUCCUGGUGGAUGUCGUGGCCACGGAGUUCAAGCUGCUGGAAGCGAAGGUGAUGGAAGCUUCCUCCCUGGACGCACUCCUCGCCGCCCACAGCGGUUGCCUCCGGCGCUGUGUGGCCCGGAGCUUCCUGGAGGCUGGCUCGCAGGACGCCCUGACUGCUGUGGUCGGCAUCCUGGACCAGGCCUUGGAGCUGUCGUGCCUGCUUGAAGAGGUGGAUUUGCAGCUGCCAUCUCUACCGGCUUCGUUGAUUGUCCGCUUGCGUCGCAUUGAGACGACAUUUUGCGACUUGAGGAGAAGCCUGAAGCUUUGCUACAUGGACGGAGGAUUGGCUGAAGCAGAUGCAUUGGUGCAGGAGGUUCUUCCGGCUCCCGAUGACUUCAGCUAG